CUGUAUAAAUACAGAACGGCAAGCUCACUCCACCUCGUUGGUCACCUGCAAGUCCUUGCUGUCUGCUCCAGUCUCACCAUGAAGAUCUUUGCAAUAAUUGCCACCCUCGCAGUCAUCUCAGGCUGCCAGGGGAAGAGUUUCUUCCAGGAUGACUCGGCGACGACCUGGGAGGAAUUCUUUCAAGACUAUAUCACAGAGCUGAAUACAAAGGCUGACGAGAUAGUGAAGGACAUUAGGAGCUCCCAGAUCAGCAGAGAACUGGAAACCCUGAUCCAAGACAGCAUGGCCGAGCUGGGCGCAUAUAGAACCAACCUGGAGGACAAGCUGGUUCCGUACACUCGGAAAACCGCUGAACGUCUGGGGAACGACCUGCAAGGCUUGCUCGAGCUUCUCCGUGUGCGUGUGAGCGACGCCAGAAAGCAGGUGGAACAGUACCAGCAGGAACUGCAGAGCAUAGUGGAGCAGAACUCCGAGGAGGUCAGAGUCAGGGUCGCCACCUACACUCACAAAUUGAAGAAGCGCCUCAACAAGGAUGCCGUGGAGAUCCAAAGGCAGGUUUCCAACUAUUUGCAGAAGCUCCACUCACGCACCACAAACAACAUCGAGGACUUAAGGAGCCGUAUAGAUCCUUAUGUUGCUCAGGUGCGAGACAGCACCCAGGCAAAGAUCAACACCGUGAAUGAUCUUGUGAGGUCCCAGGUGGAAAGCAUGAAGGACACCAUUCAGACCACGGCGGAGGACAUCACAGCACGCUAUGAAAAGACCUCCCAGGACAUGUACAACACCCUGCAGGAGAAGGUGGAGGAGCUUCGCAGCUGGUUCCAGCCUUUGGUCUCCAUGUUCAAUGACAAUAUGUAAACCAAUAAUCUAAAAAUCUUCUACCACUUUGCAGAUGUAAAAUGAUGAUUAUGUGGUUUACAAAUAAAGAA
Molecule: messenger RNA, 929 nt
Organism: Syngnathus typhle (broad-nosed pipefish)
Lineage: Eukaryota; Metazoa; Chordata; Actinopteri; Syngnathiformes; Syngnathidae
Gene: apoea
Product: apolipoprotein Ea
Exons: 5
Coding region: 79-858 (259 amino acids)
Biological process (GO): lipoprotein catabolic process; regulation of amyloid-beta clearance; negative regulation of neuron apoptotic process
Cellular component (GO): intermediate-density lipoprotein particle; extracellular region
Molecular function (GO): lipid binding
Source: RefSeq, a predicted model, not a curated record